This is a messenger RNA of Gekko japonicus, 926 nucleotides long. RefSeq names its product sphingolipid delta(4)-desaturase/C4-monooxygenase DES2-like. Gene Ontology annotation, molecular function: sphingolipid delta-4 desaturase activity. The record is from RefSeq and is a predicted model, not a curated record. The transcript has 2 exons. Bases 22 to 882 code for a protein of 286 amino acids. Lineage: Eukaryota; Metazoa; Chordata; Lepidosauria; Squamata; Gekkonidae. Gene Ontology annotation, biological process: ceramide biosynthetic process; sphinganine metabolic process.
UAUCCUGGGAUCAAGAAACUGAUGGCCCCCGACCCCCACCUCAAAUGGGUGGUGACCCUCAUGGUUCUGGUUCAGAUGGUGGCUUGCUACCUGGUGAAGGACCUGCCGUGGAAGUGGGUCUUCUUCUGGACCUACACCGUUGGGGGCUACGUCAGCCACUCCCUAACCCUGGCCAUCCACGAGAUCUCCCACAACGUGGCCUUCGGCAACAAGAGACCCACGUGGAACAGCUACUUCAACAUGUUUGCCAACCUGCCUAUCGGCAUCCCCAUCGCCGCCACCUUCAAGAAGUACCACAUUGACCACCACCGCUACUUGGCCGGGGACAGGUUGGAUGUGGACCUGCCCACCUAUCUGGAGUGCCGCUUGUUCAACACGUCCCUGGGAAAGUUAAUCUGGGUCUUUCUGCAGCCGCUCUGCUACGCCCUGAGACCUUUGUUUGUCCGUCCCAAGCCAGUCAGCCAAAUCGAGCUCAUCAACAUCUCUGUCCAGCUGGGCUACGACCUUCUCAUCUUCUACUCGAUGGGAACCAAGUCCCUGAUCUACAUGCUUGCUUCUGUCCUGUUCACCAGCGGCUUCAACCUCAUCACGGGCCACUUUAUUGCCGAGCACUACGAAUACGGCAAAGGUUGUGACACCGUCUCCUACUACGGGCCUUUGAACCGGAUCGCCUUGAACGCGGGUCACCAUGUGGAACAUCACGAUUUCCCAAGCAUCCCAGGGAGCAAGCUACCCCUGGUGAAGAAAAUUGCCCCCGAAUAUUACGACAGCCUUCCCUAUCACUACUCCUGGGGCGUCGUCAUUUGGAACUUCAUCUUCAAAGCGGAUCAGGGGCCUUCAGCCCGCGUGAAGAGACAAUACAAGUUCAACCACAGCUCGUGAAAGAGGAAGGUGUUGGCGCUCCAGUCGUGUGCAGGCUGUACACA